This is a messenger RNA of Abrus precatorius (Indian licorice), 2887 nucleotides long. Its product is annotated as geranylgeranyl transferase type-2 subunit beta 1-like. The record is from RefSeq and is a predicted model, not a curated record. Bases 201 to 1142 code for a protein of 313 amino acids. The transcript is spliced from 10 exons. Gene Ontology annotation, molecular function: Rab geranylgeranyltransferase activity. Lineage: Eukaryota; Viridiplantae; Streptophyta; Magnoliopsida; Fabales; Fabaceae. Gene Ontology annotation, biological process: protein geranylgeranylation. Gene Ontology annotation, cellular component: Rab-protein geranylgeranyltransferase complex.
AAUCCCCAUUCUCUAAAUCAUACACAAAUUUUGUUUGAGCAUAAGUGGCUAAUGCUUGUGUGUCUCCAAAAUCCAUUCUCUAAAUCAUACGAAACCUCAGUGCUUAUGCUUCAUCAUUCAAGAAACUAAGCUUCUUUCACUUCCUUCUGCUUGCAACAUUAGAAACGCCAGCGUCUCUAGCUGUCCUAUUUACUCGUGAGAUGGGAGUGCUUGUUGCUGACAAACAUGUUCAAUAUAUAUUAUCAGUUGAAAAGAGGAAAGAUAAUUUUGAAUCUGUGGUAAUGGAGCAUCUAAGAAUGAAUGGGGCAUAUUGGGGAUUGACUGCUCUGGAUCUUCUAGGAAAGCUUGAUACUGUGGAUGUUAAUGAGGUUGUUUCAUGGAUGAUGAAUUGUCAGCAUGAAUCAGGGGGAUUUGGUGGAAAUGUUGGACAUGAUCCGCACAUCCUGUAUACAUUAAGUGCUGUGCAGGUGUUGGCUCUUUUUGAUAGGAUGGAUGUUCUUGAUGUAGAUAAGGUGACAGAUUAUGUUGUCAGCCUGCAAAAUGAAGAUGGAUCUUUUUCAGGGGAUAUGUGGGGUGAAGUUGAUACACGGUUCUCAUAUAUUGCUAUUUGUUGUCUAUCAAUAUUACAUCGCUUGGAUAAAAUUGACGUGGAGAAGGCUGUGAAGUACAUUAUAAGCUGCAAAAAUAUGGAUGGUGGUUUUGGUUGCACUCCUGGUGGGGAAUCUCAUGCUGGUCAAAUUUUCUGUUGUGUAGGGGCCCUGGCCUUAACGGGUUCGCUUGAUCUUGUUGACAAGGACCUACUUGGUUGGUGGUUAUGUGAGAGACAAGUUAAAUCUGGAGGUAUGAAUGGGCGUCCUGAGAAACUCCCUGAUGUCUGUUACUCAUGGUGGGUUCUUUCUAGCCUGACCAUGAUUGAUAGGGUUCAUUGGAUCAGUAAGGAUAAACUCAUAAAGUUUAUCUUAGAUUGCCAGGACACAGAAAAUGGUGGAAUUUCAGACAGGCCAGAUGAUGCUGUGGAUAUCUUUCAUACUUACUUUGGUGUGGCUGGACUUUCCCUUCUUGAAUAUCCGGGACUGAAACCGAUUGAUCCAGCUUACGCAUUACCCGUUCAUGUUGUAAAUCGAAUUUUCUUUACUAAAUAAGGACUUCAGUUUAGGCUCACAGUUGGUAGUUCGAUCAAACCCCCUCCCCGCCCAAAAACAUUAAAUCAUAGGAAUUAUAAUUUUCCUCAUUUUUCUGUGAAUCUUGAGCAUCUUUUAGUUAAAUUGCAGAGAUACGACAUAUGAAGUUUGAUUAGUGUUAUGUCAACCAUCAAAUUUAUGUUACUAUAUAUAAAUAUGACUAGAAAUUUAAUAUACUAGUCAUGCCCUUGCCUUUGUGACUUUUUUUUAACAAGUGUUUUAUUUUUUUCUUAAAAAGAAUAAACAUAAUAAUUUAUUCACUGAAUAAAAUUGAAGUGAACCUUCAAUCUGAGUUUCUGUUUGACAUCAAUCUGGAUAUCAUUGUGAUAUUUAGUGCACGUGGGCAACUUUUCCUACUUAUUGUAGUAAGGUGGGUGGUAGAAAAUUCAAAUUGGGAUGGUGAAUACGUGGAAAUGAUUCUGGAAGGUUUCUAGAACAUUAUGAUGAAUGGAAUGUUGUCUAGAGGACAAGGGGGUACUGGGACAUCCAAAUAAGUACUAAGUUGAUGUCCUUAGUGAGAGUCAGCACACAUGCAUCAGUGAAACAAUAGAAGACAUUGGGAUGUGGGGAGUGUUUAUUUUCAUUCUCAUAUAUCUAUUCUUAUUCUCUAUUGAAUAUUUUUUAUUUAAAUAUUGUUAUUAUGAUUUAGCUUCCUUCAAUUACAGUAUAAUUCCUGGUCCUCCCAAGAAAAAUCUAAACUCUGCCCUCAGUAAUCUAUCAUUGUUGACUUGUAGAAAUAGUCGUCAGGGCUAUGGGAUUGAAUAAGCCGCCUAAGAAAGAAGAUUCCUUUAAUACUCAAUGAUCAUGACAUAUUAGUUGAAUAUAAUCAAUAUGUUGACUGCAUUUAGCUGACUAAUGAUUAAUUAACAGGAGUAUAUUCAAAUAUUGUCACGGUUAUUUCCUUCAAUUACAUAUUUUGUGUUCUUAUUUCCUGUCUUUAUGCCUAUCUCUGUGUCUUCUUCAUUCAUGUUUAAUUGUGCUUAAUCGAUCAAAGUUAUGAUACAACCAGUUGAGUCUCUCAUUUAUAUCCUAAUUAAUGUGGUGCUGCGAAAUGUUUAAAUUAUUACAAAUAGCUUCUUGAUUUCUUUAAAAUAUAAUUUUAAUAUGUUUAUAAAAAAUAUGGGGAUAUUCUGAUUCUGGUGUUUCACUGAAAUGGCAAUUCAACGUGCUUAACGCAUUUUUCUAAUAGUUAGAAACGAUUGAAAAAAAUCCUGAAGUUCCAAUUGUUAUAUAUAUGUUCUGAAAUGGAUGUGUUAAUUAAUUAUUCCCACACUAAAAUAUAGAAAAAGGUCUCUUGAUAUGUCAGAGGACGACUCUCAAUCUGAAGAUGAGGAACUUUGUAAAAUUGAUGAGGAAGAUGAACAUCUUGCUAAAGUUCAAUCAGAGGAAAAUGAACACCUUCGUAAAGUUCAAGUAGAUGAAAAUGAACAUCUCACCAAAAUUCAACAAGAUGAAGAUGAAAGUCUUGCUAAGGCUCAACUUGAGGAAGAUGAGCAACUUGCUAGGGCAAUUCAAGAAAGUCUGAACGUUGAUUCUCUUCCUAAUUUCACAAUGAUUCUUCAUUUCUAUAUUUUCCUCACCUCUUUCCCCCUGGAUACAGGUAAUUGUGAGUAUGAUCAAAUCUUUAUUUGAAUGACAAGUCCAAAUACUGUUAAUGGAAACUGCUGAAGUUCCCUAGUUCAAAAUGACAGAAAAAUAAGCUUGUG